GCUCAUUUUGGAGGGAAAAUAAAGAUAAAUUCUCUUACACCAGAGUAAAUUUUGUUAUAAUUUAGUGAUAAUAACAAUAAUUCAAAAAAAUAUUUCAUGUUUGCUGUACGAUACAAACUUGAAAUAAGUUAAAAUGCCUCAAACAUCGAUUACUUCGUUCUUUAAUAGCCGAAAACGACCUGCAUCCGAAGACAUAGUUGGGUCCAAAUCAAAAAUCGCACAUAUCGAAAAAAACAUAGGAACUGGCUCCAGACCUGUGCGCAAAACUAUCGUCCAAAAAUGUAAUAUCAAGGAUGUAAGAAACUCAUUUGCAGUGCCCAAUGGAAUUAAAUUAAAUGGUCUGAAGAACACCGUUACCACACACGACUGUACGAUUCAAAUCUGUCCCUCCAAAAAUGUGCCAGAGCAGAAAGAUGUGAAAGUUUUUGCUAAGAAACAGAAUACUUCUAAUAUCUCUAAUAAUACUGAGCUGCCUAAAGUUGCAAAUGUGAAUUCUGCUCGUAAAGAAUUGAGCUUAGGGGACAUUCGAAAAAAGUUAUCAGGCAGCUCGAGGCUUGCGGAGCUGCGAGCGACUGCCGAGCGCCUCAGCAAGGGUAUACAGGAUCUGAAAGAGGCCAGUGACAAGAAAAACCUUAGGGAAUUUAAAUCUAUUCAUGUGGAAGUACCUUCAAGUCCAAGCAAGAAAGCAUUCAUUCAAAAAGAACUUUCUCCUAAGAAAGAAAUUUGCUCUCAAUACCUCAUUUCCCCGAGGAAGGUCAUUAUUAGUCCCAUCAAGAGUCCAAGCAAGGUACCGGCAUACAUUCGCCAUGCAUCCUUGGCCUCAUCACCAACAAGUCUUCCUCUGCCUCAUCAGUAUCGAAUCCUAGCUGAGCUCUUCCGUGGCAUGGAGACCGUCGUGGCGUUACUUUACAACAGGGAUGAAAAGAUCACAUUCAACAAACUCAAAACUUCAGUGCAAGAAAUGCUUAAACGAAACUUCACUGAAAAGCACUUGGCACAAAUUAAGCAACUAGUGCCUGAUUUCUAUAAUUUUGAGAUUCGAAAGGGAAAAAAUUUUGCUACAUCUGCACAAAAAGAAACAUAUGAGCUUGUAAUAUCUCCAAAUAUCCCCUCUGAUAUUAAAACAAUGAAUCCAAGUGUCCUGUUGGAAAGACGGAGAUACUUUUUUGAUACUUUACUCCAAUUGGCUAAGAAACAUCAUGCCCAAUUUUUGGCAACUCUCGAUCCCCCAAUGAUUAUUCCAGAUGAUAAGCUAACACGUUGGCAUCCAGAAUUCGAAAUUGAAAAGGUUCCAGAAGUUGAAUGUGCUAAACUUCCUGAAAUCCCUAACAUGGAGAAAUUGUCCUCUGCUCAAGAUGUUCUCUCAAAGGCGCGUGAACUAUUCAAAUGUAACACGAAAAUGGAAAGAGCUUUAGAAAAAUUAGCACAAGCACAAGCCAGAGGAUUGACUGAGCAAGAAAAGAUGAUAACUGGUAUGGACAACAGCAAAACAAUCACAAAUGUUGCUACACAAACUCAUCAACCUUCUACUAGUGUAGUAAAUAUUAUAAAUCCUGCACUUCGCAACUUACCGGCCGCUUUGCUUGAAAAAGUAAAGGCUAAGCAGGCUGCAAAGGCCAUUGAAGCAAUGACCAGGUCAUCGCAACGCGACGAGAAGUUUAUGAUCUACAGCCGUCUGCCUGAUUUAGCAAGAACAUUGAGAAACAUAUUUGUAACAGAGAGAAAGAAUGUACUAGCAUUAAACAUUAUUCUCUCCAAGUUGGAGAGCAGUUUCAAAUCGAAAGUAUCAGCAAGUGAUUUGCAAAGAGAUAUUCAAAAGCUUGGUGAAGAAACACCAGAGUAUAUAAAACUCCAUAAUAUUAGAAAUACAGCAUAUCUAAAAUUGGACAAAAAUGCGGACUUAAAUAAAAUUACUAGCAAGUUGGAAGCAUUGGCAGAAAAAUAUAAAGAAUGAUUAAACCAAAUAAGGUAGAUUGACAUACAAGAUCAAGACUGAGUAAGUUAUUUAAUCUUUAGUUUCAUACUUUAUUAGUUAUUUAGAAAUGGACCACAUUCUCAUAAUAUAUUAAACGGAAAUAACUCAAUUAUUUGUUAUAUACAACAACUAAUUAAACAUACUUCAAUAUUUGGACAUUUUAGUGUACCUAUUAAAUUUGUUUUCUAUUAUCGUUAUUACAAACUAAGCUAAAAUCAUUUCGUGAUGA
This is a messenger RNA of Hyposmocoma kahamanoa, 2204 nucleotides long. RefSeq names its product DNA replication factor Cdt1 (gene dup). Lineage: Eukaryota; Metazoa; Arthropoda; Insecta; Lepidoptera; Cosmopterigidae. The transcript is spliced from 3 exons. The record is from RefSeq and is a predicted model, not a curated record. Gene Ontology annotation, cellular component: nucleus. Gene Ontology annotation, biological process: DNA replication checkpoint signaling; regulation of DNA-templated DNA replication initiation; mitotic cell cycle. The coding region runs from base 134 to 1954 and encodes 606 amino acids. Gene Ontology annotation, molecular function: DNA binding; DNA polymerase binding.